Lepisosteus oculatus (spotted gar) is the source of this 649-nucleotide messenger RNA. Lineage: Eukaryota; Metazoa; Chordata; Actinopteri; Semionotiformes; Lepisosteidae. The record is from RefSeq and is a predicted model, not a curated record.
GCAGGCGCACUGAGCUUUACCUAUUUUGUCACCCGGUUGUGAAGAUGGUGGCCGUGAAAAUGAGUUUUAGCAUGUUCUCUCUGGCUCUCUUAACUUUUCUUUUCGGCUCUUCCUCCGCCUUGUACUUCCAUAUCGGGGAGACGGAGAAGAAAUGCUUCAUUGAGGAAAUCCCAGACGAAACUAUGGUUAUAGGCAAUUACCGGACGCAGCUGUACGACAAGCAGAGAGAGGCGUACAUGCCUGCUACACAAGGCCUGGGGAUGUUUGUGGAAGUCAAAGACCCAGAUGAGAAGGUGAUCCUCUCCCGCCAGUAUGGGUCUGAGGGCAGAUUCACGUUUACCUCUCACACUCCCGGAGAGCACCAGAUCUGCCUGCACUCCAACUCCUCCAAGUUCGCGCUGUUCGCCGGGGGGAUGCUGGAGCGCUUCAGGCAGACCAGCGAAAGCACGAACCAGCGGGUCCUGUGGUGGUCCAUCAUCCAGACUUUGAUCCUGGUGGCCAUUGGCUUCUGGCAGAUGAGACACCUCAAGAGCUUCUUCGAGGCCAAGAAACUAGUCUAGAGCGCCCUUUAGUAGUGUAUUUAUGAAUUGUCAGGUUAUGCAGUACAAACAAUAAAAAAGGUGAUAUUGUUAUAUAUUUUUCCCCCAAA